Messenger RNA from Metarhizium album ARSEF 1941, 924 nucleotides. RefSeq names its product Centromere protein Cenp-O. The coding region runs from base 1 to 924 and encodes 307 amino acids. NCBI's taxonomy places the organism in Eukaryota, Fungi, Ascomycota, Sordariomycetes, Hypocreales, Clavicipitaceae. The transcript is spliced from 2 exons. Gene Ontology annotation, cellular component: Mis6-Sim4 complex; kinetochore. The record is from RefSeq and is a predicted model, not a curated record.
AUGGAAACCGAGCCGACUUCGCCCGAGGCAUCUCAGCUGGACAAGGAGAUCGCCUCGUUGAGAAAACAAGCCGCGUCUCUACGCAAGGCCCUCCAGAUUCAGUGCUCGACCAUUCUAUCCUCGGCAUCGACGUCGCGCCUCAUCCGCUCCUCGUCCUCGCCCGCCGCGGGACGCCGGCCCGGCCGACCAGACGCCGCAUCAUCCGGACUCCGCAGCCGCUCGACGCAGCAACAGGCCUACAUGCAGCAAUGCGUGUACCGGAUCUCGGCACCCGUGACCUCCUUCAAGGUGCGCGACCCGGACCCCAACGCCGUCGACGGCGGCCACGUCCUGGGCCUGCGAUUCGAGAUCAUGUCCCGGGGACAGUUCCUGCGGCCCUACUACGUGAUGCUGAACCGACCGUACGCGGGCUCGAGGCACCUCCGCGUCCACAGACACACUGUGCCCCCCGCCGUGCCCCUGGCCGGCCUGGCGGCAAGACACCUGCCGCAGCCAUCGCGAGCAGGCGCGGGCAACGGCAGCAGAAACAGCAGCAGAAACAGCAGCAGCGCCGCGGACCAAGACCUCGACAGGUUCGCAAGGACGCUGCGGCGCGAGAUUGUACGCUACCACAACCGUCUCGGCGUCUCGGCGGACCUCCGACGGCGACUGGGCUUGCGCGAGAGGGGCGCGCAGGCGGCGGCGCCCAACGCGCUCGUGGAGGCGGGCAUCGCAGACAUUGAGGCCAAGCAAAUCAGCCUCGCGUGGGCCAACAACAAGACGGGCAGGCUCGUCAUGGACGACGACGGCAACGUGGUCAAGUUUGUCGUCUUUGGCAGCGACGGCCGCGACUGGGAGGCGUCGAGCGCCAUCUUCAGCAAGCACGACACCAUCGACGACGUGGCCAGGAAGCUGGAGGAGCGUCUGGCAGAGAGCCUCGGAUGA